ACUAAGAUACUCAGUUCCAAGUUUGGAGCUUUUAGCUGCCAGCCCUGGCCCAUCAUGUAGCUGCAGCACAGCCUUCCCUAACGUUGCAACUGGAAGGAAAAUCACUUUCCAGUCUGUUUUGCAAGGUGUGCAUUUCCAUCUUGAUUCCCUGAAACUCCAUCUGCUGCAUCGGUCAAGAGAAACUCCACUUGCAUGAAGAUUGCACGCCUUCAGUUUGCAUCUUUGUUGCAAAACUAGCUACAGAAGAGAAGCAAGGCAAAGUCUUUUGUGCUUCCCCUCCCCCAUCAAAGGCAAAGGGGAAAAUGUCUCAGUCGAAAGGCAAGAAGAAAAAUCCUGGCCUUAAAAUUCCGAAAGAAGCAUUUGAGCAGCCUCAGACCAGUUCCACGCCUCCUCGAGACUUAGACUCCAAGGCUUGCAUUUCUAUUGGAAAUCAGAAUUUUGAGGUGAAGGCAGAUGACCUGGAGCCCAUCAUGGAGCUGGGGCGAGGUGCUUAUGGGGUGGUGGAGAAGAUGCGACAUGUGCCCAGCGGGCAGAUCAUGGCGGUGAAGCGGAUCCGAGCCACUGUAAAUAGCCAGGAGCAGAAAAGGCUACUGAUGGAUUUGGAUGUUUCUAUGAGGACAGUGGACUGUCCAUUUACUGUCACUUUCUACGGCGCACUCUUCCGAGAGGGUGAUGUUUGGAUUUGCAUGGAGCUCAUGGAUACAUCGCUAGAUAAAUUCUACAAGCAAGUUAUUGACAAGGGGCAGACAAUCCCAGAGGACAUUUUGGGAAAGAUAGCAGUAUCUAUUGUAAAAGCAUUAGAACAUUUGCACAGUAAGCUCUCUGUCAUUCAUCGAGACGUCAAGCCUUCUAAUGUACUGAUUAACACUUUGGGCCAAGUGAAGAUGUGUGAUUUUGGAAUCAGUGGCUACCUGGUCGACUCUGUUGCAAAAACAAUUGAUGCAGGUUGCAAACCAUAUAUGGCCCCUGAAAGAAUAAAUCCAGAGCUCAACCAGAAGGGAUACAGUGUGAAGUCUGACAUUUGGAGUCUAGGCAUCACCAUGAUCGAGCUGGCUAUUCUCCGGUUUCCCUAUGAUUCAUGGGGCACUCCCUUUCAGCAGCUCAAACAGGUGGUUGAAGAGCCAUCACCGCAACUCCCAGCCGACAAGUUCUCCGCAGAGUUUGUUGACUUUACCUCACAGUGCUUGAAGAAGAAUUCCAAAGAACGGCCUACCUAUCCAGAGCUUAUGCAACAUCUAUUUUUCACCUUACACGAAUCCAAAGCAACAGAUGUGGCAUCUUUUGUAAAACUGAUUCUUGGAGACUAAAAAAGCAAUGGACUAAUUGGUUGACCCUGCUGCGGAUUGGUGGGUUUACAGGGGCGAAGCAAGUUCACUAAAGCGCAAUUGAAAGUCAUCUUUGAGAUAAUUGAACCUUGCCUCUUUGAGGGUUUUUUCUCCCUAGUUUCUUUCCUUUUUUUCCCCUCGUGAGGGGACCUUGGAAUCGAUAGCAUAGGAUGAACUCUCUCUAGAUGGAUGAAAUAUGACAACGGCUUAGGACUUAAAAAAAGGUGAUUAAUUAUUUAAUGAUGUGUCAUUGUAAGUCCU
Dipodomys ordii (Ord's kangaroo rat) is the source of this 1586-nucleotide messenger RNA. It is a transcript of the gene Map2k6, whose product is annotated as mitogen-activated protein kinase kinase 6. Bases 303 to 1307 code for a protein of 334 amino acids. The record is from RefSeq and is a predicted model, not a curated record. The transcript has 12 exons. Lineage: Eukaryota; Metazoa; Chordata; Mammalia; Rodentia; Heteromyidae. Gene Ontology annotation, molecular function: ATP binding; MAP kinase kinase activity. Gene Ontology annotation, biological process: MAPK cascade; protein phosphorylation.